AUGGGGAAUAGCGACUCGAAGCUUACAGCAUAUAGGGAGCAUAUUGAGAAGCUUGCAGGGCCAAAGGAGAUCCCGUUGUACUCCUGCAAAAGCACCUCGCACGCGGCGGUGCUAUUCUACAAGCAGCACGGGAGCGACAGCCAAAGUGCUGGGAAUGAGAGCAGUAGGGAGGGCACAGGCGAGCCAAGCGGCGGCGCAACCGCCAGGGAGCCCGGAUCUGGAGCGGGCAUCAUGGGAUGGCGCACAUUGCGGAGGAAUGGGAAGCCGGCUACGCCGGGCACCAGCAGUGCGCGGUCGGUGUCCAUGCGGUCUGCGCGGCCUGCGUCUGCGCGGUCCGCGCCCGUGCGGUCUGCUUCCGUGCGCGUAGCCAACGCGCAGGCCGAUGGCGGGCGGUCGGCGGCGAGUGCUGGCGUGCCCGAGGCUCCGGAAGCUGCGGGCGAAGGUGACAUAUACUGCGAGUUUUUUACAUGCCUUGCGCAGGAGCGCUUUUCGGCAGAGGACAUAUACGCCCUCCUUUCUGCGCAUGAGCUUCGGCACAUCUUCAUGUCGAACUCGCGCAAUUACCAGAACCUAGUGCGCUUUGCCUGUUUUAAGAUAUGUUCGCUUACGACACAGCUUCAGAUGAAACGGUCGGAGGAGGAUUUUAACAAGCGCUGCAUGGAGGCGAUUAACUGCAUACGAAUAUUGACCAAGAUCAUGCCGGUAUUUUUUGAGAUGGAUAAGGACGAGUCUCUAGAAAAAGCGCUCAUGUGGGACCGGAACAGUGCCGAGGUUACGAACUAUAACGCCAAGUCUGCGUCGACGACGGCUGCCACUGUUGGGGCGUCGCUAUCGUCUCCGGAGGUCGACCCAUUUGGUUUCAAUUUGGCAUCUCCGGCCCCAUUGGGUGAUGUCAGCUCUCCAAGUGCGCGUGGAUCUCGCCUAGGCCUUUCUCCAGAUUCCCUUUGUGUGGCGGUUGGGAAUAACUCUCUGGGGGAAGAGGUAGUGCCUUUAGGCGUGAUUCUUGUACAGUCAUGUCUCAAUUUACUUUUCAUGGAAGGAUUCACAUUGCCUGUCAGUCCUCACAAACAUGGCCAAGAGUCUGAUUUACACACUGAUUUCUAUGCCCAAGGUUACGGCCGCGUCUCGUUUUCUCUCUGGGAGCCUGGCAUUAACAUAGAGGAGAUGAGCUCUGCGCCUGCAAACCCCAGGCUCGAUUCGAAUAGGUUGGAGAUAUUAAGGUUGCUCAUAACGCUUUGCUCCACCAACUUGUACAAACAGGACGCUAUUAACAGAUAUCUCACAGUAUUAUGCACUAUGAUGCCAAAUUACAAUACAGUGUGCUUAGUCUCAUCCUUAGUGAACGUGUUAUGCAAGUACUGCAGCGAAACAGACGAGAACCACUACAACCCCCAGACCUAUAGUUCACAGGUGAAGACCUCCCAACUAAAUCUUCUACGGAAAUCUCUCUCAGGUGCAUGUAUCUCCAUGCUAAAUUUAAUGUUGAGGUUCCAACUACCAGAGGAGAACACAGCAGUAAACAGCUUUGUUUACUCAUUGAGCUCCAUUCAAGUAAAACAAGUUAUAGAGCACACACCAAAAGCAUACUUAUCGUCACUAAGCAAAGAGUUUGACCUAAAAUUAAUUCUCAGAUCUCUAGCGUCGAUAAUAAAAAGUCCCAUGGAUAUUGCUGUUGAGCAGGAGUCCAAUCCGUUCACGUGGUCACAACCGGGCAGUGUAGAUCGCAGGCAUACCUCUAAUGGAAUCGGACCAUCAUCGGCAGGCCAACAAGGGCCACAUAACCCUGCGAUUGUACCGAUCAGAAGUGCCUCAGCACAGGGCGCCAAUGGUGUCGCCAAGCAAAAUGGUUUUCAGGGAAACAAUUACAGACCGCAGUCAUCCAGUACUUCAAGCAGUGGCUCGUUUAAUUCUGCUACCACUGAACUUUUUUCUCUAAAUUUACAGGCUUUCGUUUUCUUAUGGGAAUUGAUGAAAUGUAACCGGGCCUUUGAAAACUAUGUGGCAGAUAAAUACUCGAACAAGCUAAUAUUAGUGAGCAUAUUCUACCUCAAGUACUAUCAAGAUGUACCGGAGUUCUCUACCACACUUAUUCCUGUUAUUGGUGGGUUUGUAACAUAUUUGAGCUCCAAGAAUCUCGUGUUAUACAAAAUGAUGGACCCGUUAAAUCUAAACUAUUAUACUAACAAAAUACCAAAUAUUUUCAAGUUGUCUUCUGGUAACAUUACUCUGACAACUUACAGAGAUUUCGCAAUCAUACACUUAUCGAACAUCGCAAUCACCCAAGUUACGAACCAAUUACCAUUGAAGCCUUACAUGUUUGAAUUGAUUUAUAAUCUUUUGUCGACUCCGUCGGAAUUCACAGGCGACGAACUGAGCUUACUAUCUUCAAAUAAACGUUCCGCUCAUUCGACUGGCUUAAGUUACCAGGCAUCAACUAACCUUUUACUUCUAUUAUCAAAAAUGGCUACAAUGGGUUAUUUAUCCACUUCGUCAUACAGUGAGACUUCACGCAAGUCAUACACAUACUCUUCGGGUGCGAAGCUUGAUAACUUAGCACUACUAUUGCGCGGUAUCCUCACUUACAUCUUAUUCUACUUUCAAGACUCGAAGAAUUUACUAUUUGCUCUUUGCAGGAAUGAGCGAAUUAUCUAUCAAUUAGACAAUGCAUUAAAGGAGUUUUCUGAUGGCCUCACAGAAGAUCAGUUGCGGCAAUUAUACUCACCAGAUGAUCGUAGAUCUCGAAAGUUGCUGGAUAAGGAGGAUGACAUGGCUAUGCCGAGGAUGUCACAUCUUAACGACUCGAGGCGCGUUUUUACUAAUCAUGCUUUAUAUUUCAAUCCUUAUAUUGAAAAUGACGUACCUGAUCAAACUAGCCCCAAUGAGAAUGAUGAUUACAGCGGUAGUGAUGACGAAAAUGACUUAGAUGACGCGAAUAAUUUUGGUCCUACAUGGGCUGGACCAGCAGGCAUUUCUCUCGCGAACAAUAAAUCUGCGAAAGUUUAUGAGCAUUUGGACUAUGAUCGUGAUUUGACUAUGAAGGAUACAAAACUAUACUUGAGUCUAAGACCUACUUGGCCGCUGGGGUUAACCUUGAGGGGCAAGUGGAAGACGAAGCUGCACACGCCUCUACACAAGGGUUGGCUAGGCGCUGCGACUUUGAGUCAGCUAAUGCAAGUAGUUCGUGUCGUGAACGGUCAAUUCCCCCAAAUAGCCGAGAUCAAGACGAAUCAGUAUUAUGAUUUGCUAAAGAAAAUUGGCGACUGGGAGCAGGAAUUUUUGCACACUAUAGAAACUUCUCUGACCCCAGAAAUUAAGGCCAUGGAUGGCAACUAUGAAACUUUAAAACUCGAUUGGGACGAAAACUCAACUGCUUCGAGAUGGUAUCUUUCUGUCAUCUGGGGUAAUAUUUUUACCGCUCAUAGCCAUCCUUAUUCUCUGUCGGCUGUGGAUAAGGCCGCAUACAAGCAACAUAAUCUAACAUCUCGGAGUAGUCUGGAUAAUAGUACUGCCAAUUAUAAUACUUCGCGCGCAGAUAGCGCUAGUUCCGUUGUGAACUCAUCGUUAGGCAGCGAUUAUCCACCCAAUGGUGCAAAUGCCGCUAGUCCAAAUUUGGGAAGGCCAUCAUGGCACUCAGCAGCAUCUUCCAGAGACAUCAGUAGCAAAGAAAGCCAGACAAGCAGCAACUACACCAGCAACGGUGCUUCAUCCGUCUUUAGAAUGGGCUGGCUGAAUUUUUCAAGAGGCGUAGCCGGCAGUGAUAGAGAUAAUGGCACUGCUGAUUCAGGUACAAGAUCCCAAUCUAGGCAAUUUGUGCCAGAUGUCGGACUUUUGAGGCCUAACAUAUGGGUGGGUACACGGAUUACCAUGUUCAAGGUGAAAGUGGAGAUAAAGGAGGAAUUCUCCCUGAUGGAAAUGACUGGUUCUUUCUUCCGCAGUUUGCGACUCAACACAUCCGCGACAUUAAAUAGCUCAGAUUACUAUUGUGGUUCUGCAGCCGAUAAUAGGGGCCAUAGUCCAGCGGAUACACGCAUCAGAGCACAGCGGCGCUCUCUGUCUGGACAACAAUCUUUGCUCCCGACAAAGCCCACCAUGCUUGCAUCGUACAAAUGA
Messenger RNA from Eremothecium gossypii ATCC 10895, 4110 nucleotides. It is a transcript of the gene ECM30, whose product is annotated as Ecm30p. Bases 1 to 4110 code for a protein of 1369 amino acids. The record is from RefSeq and is marked provisional. The transcript has a single exon. Gene Ontology annotation, cellular component: Golgi medial cisterna; Golgi trans cisterna; membrane. NCBI's taxonomy places the organism in Eukaryota, Fungi, Ascomycota, Saccharomycetes, Saccharomycetales, Saccharomycetaceae.